AUGCGUUGCAUAAUAUUCGUGCUGCUUUUCCUGGCUCUGUUGGAGUCAACUACGGCCGGUGCACCAGCCGACCUUAACUGCACCGAAUAUACGGAGUGUGCCGUGAACUGCAAAGACAAAUUCUCGAGUGCAACGUGCUUGGUGAUCUACACAGCGGCAGUGAAGGUUGGCACCAGUGACGAGAGAAACGCUAAGUGCUUCCAGGAUGCCGCAAAUCAACGUAACGAAGAGGUGGUACAGCUGGCAAUUAAUAUUUGCCCAAAGACGUGCGGCUACUGUUGCCUUACACCUGCGUUUAACUGUAAAAACAAAGAUGUACCUCGCGUAAAAUGUGAAACGGUAACGAAAGAGCAAUGCGACGAUCCGACAUGGAGAACUAUUCUAACCGAAGAUUGCCCAGCCGUUUGUGGAUUUUGCGACCAAAGAAGUGUGUUUAUUGUUUCCAUCAAUCAUUACCAAAUUUCUACCUGGUCAAUAACCACAUCAAUGCCAGAUUCGAACUGCACAGACACAGCCGUCUCAUGCAAAAGCGAUGUCAGCAUAUGUCGUAAUGUUGACUUGCAAGAUUUUGUAAGGCUGUUCAUCAUGGGUGGCGAAUGGCUUUUGCACAAAUACGUUCUACACCGAAGAGCAGAAGCGACGUUACUGUGGCAAAGCAUGCAAUCUGUGCUAGCCAUGAGAUGGCAACCCCAUUGA
Angiostrongylus costaricensis is the source of this 696-nucleotide messenger RNA. The record is from the annotation of a GenBank genome assembly. NCBI's taxonomy places the organism in Eukaryota, Metazoa, Nematoda, Chromadorea, Rhabditida, Metastrongylidae.